This is a messenger RNA of Calliphora vicina (urban bluebottle blowfly), 4136 nucleotides long. It is a transcript of the gene Hmr, whose product is annotated as Hybrid male rescue. Lineage: Eukaryota; Metazoa; Arthropoda; Insecta; Diptera; Calliphoridae. The coding region runs from base 232 to 3576 and encodes 1114 amino acids. The transcript has 11 exons. The record is from RefSeq and is a predicted model, not a curated record.
UUAAUUUUGCAAGUUCGCCGACAUCGUUCUCUGUAUGACAACAAUCAUAAACUGUUCUCAAAUGUUGCUAAGAAGGAAUUGGUGUGGCAACAAGUUGCUAAAGAAUUAAAAGUAAAUGUUGAUUAUUGUAAAGAUACAUGGAUUGAAUUACGCUAUAGUUACCAAUGUCAUGCACGGCGUUUACAUAACUAUUUCAUUACUGGUCACAAAGAAAAUCGUAAGCGUCCCGCUAUGUACUUGGAAUCGGAACUUAUGUUUUUGUGGAGAUUUAUAGAAAAUCGAAAAUCUUGUAAAUUACCUUUUGAUAUUACGGAAAUUAAUACUCAACCGGAACCUCAAAUAGAGCCUGAGUUACAAAAGACAGCAGAAACAGCAGAUGUAACCGAAGUCGAAAUAAUAACAAAUCUUGAUGUCGAAGAAGAGGAAAAGAUGGUAGAAUGUAGUAAAGAGAAUGAAACAACAGCCACUACAAAACCAAAACCUGUAGAUGAUGAUUUAAUAUUAGUGGAACAGCCAGUCGAAUUGAUAGUCAUUGAAGAAGACGACGACAAUGGCAAAACUGAGAAACAAUUCAAACUUAGCCAUAGCAUGAAGCUGUUAAUAACUCACAUCAAAACCUAUCCCGAAUUAUAUGACAGCGAACAUCUGGCAUUUAAAGAUUACACAAGAAAAAGUUACAUAUGGAAUGCUAUAGCUAGUAAUUUGGCUGAUAAAGCUACAAAAUUAAUGAAAUGUUGGAUUAUCAUGCAAACACGUUAUGAAUGGGAGUUGUGGCAAUCAAAUCAACACAAAGAUAAUACAGCAACUCCAGCUACACCACCUUCAGAGUUGCAGGUACAGUUGGAAUUCUUAAGAAAUUAUAUACUUGCCAACCCCGAUACGGUUUACAAACAAUCAUAUUAUUUGAAAACCGCUUGGUUUGAUCCCAUUGACUAUUUCAAGGACAUUUACAAUUUAAUUGUACGCAUGAAGAAAAUGUCCGAUAUUGUUUAUGUCACAGAUUCGCAGUUAAAGACACCGGAAAAAAGUAAGCAGUACUUAACGCUUUGGACAGAUAUGGCUAAUUUGAAAGGUUGUUCGGCUGGACAAUGUGAAACAACAUGGCUUAUUAUGCGCUACUUCUAUUGGGAACUAAUGUACAUGCGUCAACAAAACUACCAACUCACUGAUAAAUGGUACUUUGAAACCAUUAUUACCGAACUUUAUGCCAUUUCCAAAGCAGCACAAACAUCAAAGCAACAAGAACUUCAAGUUCUCAAGCAAAAUAAACAAGCGAAAAAAGCCGCUAAACGUCCGGCUCAAACAAGUGCUACAUCACUGGGAGCACCAAGUACCACCAGAGUGGCCACAACAAUCACCAUGACGCCAACAAUUAUCAAUAAUCUACAAAGUGUACCCUCUUCAAACUCAACACAAACAAUACAAUCCGCUGCUGUGCAAACGAAUUCGUUUCCAAAAAUAACAGCAGCCAUAAGUUUGGCACCUCAGGCCUUAAAUACGGGAUCAUUACAAAUAAAACCAAUAACGGGACCACCAAAUUUAUCACCUGCCCCAAACACACUCAACUUUUCCAAUUACAUGUCCAUUUCUUCUCUACCAGCCUCAACAUCUAUGCCAGUUAUGAUGCAAACACAAAUGCCAAUGUCAUUUAAUUUACCAACUCAAACGAAGGUAACAACUGUGCCUAUACCAUCGCUUCUUAGACCUUUGGCUCCCAAGCCCACACAGGCUACGAUUAGAACAACGCCUCAAAUAACCGUUAGACCUAAAGCCGUAUUGAGGCCUCCACCACCAGUAAUGCAACCACAAUUUCAAAUAACACCUAUGACUAACCCUUCCAUGACAACUUUUAGUACGAACAACGUAAAUCUACCAAAUAUGGCUGCUAAUAUACAGCAGACACCCACUACUCUAGGCAGUAAUAGUAAUACUUGUAGCUCUGUUCCUCCUCCAAUACAAGGCUCCUCCAUAUCAUCAUACAAAUUAACCGUACCUCUCAGUAAUAUGGCCACAGCUAUUCCAGCUUCUACAAUUCCACCAGCAGCUGCCAACACCAGCCAAUUACCAAAAAUUUCAAGUGCCAUUUCUUUGCUCAAUCCCAAUGAAAUUCUAAUCGAACUUAUAGCCUCACAAAGUGGCAAUCUAUUGGUGGUACAUGGUCCUCCCCUGAGUGCCAAAUAUCAAUUGGCUAUGCCCACGGUGGCAAAAUUUAUACGUGAAGUCUUGGCCAUACCAUUGUUGCACAAUAAACGUGCCAAUCAACCCAGUUUGAUAAAUUACUAUUGGGAACAUAUUGGUCGUAGGUUUAAUUUACCAGUACAUAUUUGUCGCGCCUGUUGGAACUUUUUACUAGAAAACUUUAAUCAUUUCCCCCAAAUCGCCCCCUUAAAAGAUCUAAUGAGACCUUUCCAAACAUCUUUGACGGUAUGGCAGGAGUCGACGACGUUAUUUAAUAAAUUUGAUGAGCACUGUGUUUCCAAGGGAUGGCUGCAGUACAUAAAACGUUUGCCCGAAGUUGUGGAAUGCAUAAGUGGUUAUCCGGUGCUAUAUCAAGAUGUAGCCAAAGCCAAUAGCAAUGAACAGCUCUCCGAUAUGGAAACACUAUGUGCCUGGCGCACAUUAAGCCUAAGAUUUCCAAAAAUUCCUGAUAUUCAGGAUAUAUGGGUGGCCAUUAAAGCCUGCUUCUGUCAAUACAUGACAGAUUUGGAAUUUGGCAUAGACAAUAAAUGGCCUAUUAAUUGGUGGCGGGCCUUGGCCAGACUGAAAUUCUUAGUAGAAGCCCGAUAUACACCAAAUGAACCAUUUUAUUUUAUAGUCAGCAACAAAAUGGUAGAGGAAAUUGAGAAAUGUGCCAUGUUGGAAAUGAAAAACAGAUAUAAAAAUGACAAAACUACACCAAAAGCUGAAAAUGAAAUAACGAAGACUGAACAGGAGCAGGAGGUCCCAACCAAGAGUAACGAUGUGAUGACUAAAUGGUUGUCCUCAAACAGCAAAGCAAAAAGAGAAGUAGAAUUAGGCGCUCUAAUGACAGCCAUACAAAAACAUCCAGUGAUAUAUGGCAAAGCGGAUAAUAUGGUUAAACAUGAAGCCUGGAAAAAAGUAGCCAAGGAAUUGCGUUUGUUAGUUACCGACUGUAUGUUGGCUUUUAAACAGGCCACCCAAAUGUAUUUCGCCUACAAGAAACAAGAUCCCGUCAGUCGUUGUCGCGUUAAUGAAAGAUAUUACAAAAAGUUGGAUGAAAUCGUACGCAACCUAUCGUCCUCCAACAAAUCAUCAACAUCAUCAAGUCGUUGUAAAUUAAAUAUAAAAACUCCAUUUGAAUUGAAUCGCAGUGUAGAUACGGAUAAUUCGUCGAAUGGUUCUAACGAUUCGGAUUUAGUAUUUCCCGAACGUUAUAUCAGUGAUAUUAGUAUGUCGAAUAGUCCUAGUAAUUUAGUGGUUAAGAAUUGGGUUUAUGCCAUCGGCAAUUUAGUACAUUUUAGCGAUAAGCAGAAUUUAAAAUUAAACGCAAUUUUAAGCAAAUAUAUAACACAUGUCAAAGGAUGGCCCAGUGUAAAUCAGGAUGCACAGAAUUAACAAAAAAAAUAAAUAAUCAUAUUUAUAGACAUUCAAGUUCAAUUAUAUUUUAUUUAUUCAGUAUUAUUGGCAAAUAGAAAAUACAAUACAAAUUCCAGCUGUUAAUUCAAUGCGGUUUAAUAUUUCUUGCUACUUUAACAAAAAUUAUGCAGUAAAAUUUAACAUUUUGUAUCCAAUAUUUAAUUUUUUCCAUAUUUAUUAAUCAUUUUGAACAAGUUCCACAUUCUAAUUUAAGCCCAAUUUUUGCAUUUUUCUUGCAAUGAUGGGCAAAAUGAUUAGACAAUGCAAAUUUGUGAAAUUUCUUAAAAUACUAGAGAUAUGAUUGUUUCCGGUUUUAAACAGGGCUAUUAUUUAAUUAAAUAUACGUACAUUAUUUUUUAAGUAUUCCUUUGAUAUUACAUGUAUCUAUUAAGUUUGGUUGUAAUCUCCAAAUUUUGUUUUUUUUUAUUUUUUACUUAUUGCUUAUUAUUUUUUUUUGUAAAAUACCUUAUUUUUUAUUGUUUUGAGGUCGUAAAAUAGUAGCAUAAAGGAUAUUUUAAUAAAGAAUCAAAAAAAUUUAA